Molecule: messenger RNA, 1339 nt
Organism: Zingiber officinale
Lineage: Eukaryota; Viridiplantae; Streptophyta; Magnoliopsida; Zingiberales; Zingiberaceae
Product: PGR5-like protein 1B, chloroplastic
Exons: 11
Coding region: 133-1110 (325 amino acids)
Biological process (GO): photosynthetic electron transport in photosystem I
Cellular component (GO): chloroplast thylakoid membrane
Molecular function (GO): oxidoreductase activity, acting on iron-sulfur proteins as donors
Source: RefSeq, a predicted model, not a curated record
AAUGUCCUCCACAGGUUCCGCCCGCCCCACACUCCUUAUCCCUCUCACUCUCUCUCCCGCUCACCUCCUCCUUCAUCUUUCCGAUCCGAAUUCGAACUCAACUACGAACGAACAACGCAGCGGUCGAUUCCAAUGGCGACCGAGAUGGCCUGCCUCUCGUCGCUCGUCUCCCCGCGACGCCCUGCCCUGCUCCGGCCCCCCUUCCGCUGCCGAUCCUCGCACCUACUCUCCCCUUGCGCUCUUCAUCUCCCCUCGCAGCACUUUCGAUCUCACCGAAACCUCGGCCGCAGAGCCCACCCCUGCACCUUGAGGGCCACCACCGACCAGCCAGGUCAGUUUCAGAAUGAUGAAGUUGUUGAUAGCAAAAUCCUACAAUAUUGCAGCAUAGAUAAGAAGGAUAAAAAGACAAUAGGAGAGCUUGAGCAAGAAUUUCUUCAAGCUUUGCAAUCAUUCUAUUUUGACAAAAAGCCAAUAAUGUCAAAUGAAGAAUUUGAUAAUCUCAAGGAAGAAUUAAUGUGGGAAGGAAGCAGCGUGGUCAUGCUAAGUCCAGAUGAGCAGAAGCUUUUGGAAGCUUCAAUGGCUUAUGCGGCUGGAAAACCCAUAAUGACAGAUGCUGAAUUCAAUGAACUGAAGCUGCGACUAAAGAAAGAAGGGAGCAGCACUGUAGAAGAAGGCCCACGAUGUAGUCUCCGAAGUAGGAAGGUUUAUAGUGACUUAUCUGUUGACUACUUCAAGAUGUUCCUAUUGAAUGUGCCUGCAGCUGUUAUUGCUCUUACACUGUUUUUCUUUCUAGAUGAUUUGACAGGCUUUGAGAUAACUUAUCUUUUGGAGUUACCAGAGCCCUUCAGCUUCAUCUUUACAUGGUUUGCUGCUUUACCAUUUAUUUUUUGGAUAGCACAAACAAUUACAAAUGCCAUAGUGAAAGAUUUUCUCAUCUUGAAGGGACCCUGCCCGAACUGUGGUACGGAAAAUGUUUCCUUUUUUGGGACUAUAUUGUCAGUGCCAAGUGGUGGCUCUACAAACACACUCAAAUGUUCAAACUGUGCCACUGCCUUGGUUUAUGACUCAAGUUCACGGUUGAUUACACUACCAGAGCCAAGCGAAGCAUAAAGCUUCAGGAAUUACAUUCCCAUAAAGAAGUGGAUAACAAGGGUGCUGUUUGAACUCCAAUUUCUCAUACGUAUGGUCUUGGAGAGGGCUUCAAGUCAAUUGCUAAUCAACGGAAUUGUAGUUUUAUAUGUACAUACUAUAAACCUGCUAUAAUUUGAGUUCUGAACUAAAGCUUGCUUCAGUAAUGUAAGUUCCCUGUAUCAUAAUAAAAUGUUCAAUUUCCUGGUAA